GGCCGGGCUCAGGCGAGCGGGAAGUUCGGGACGUCCCAGCCCGAGACGCGGCUCCCCGCUGCCGGCCAGGAGCCGCCCCCUCGGCCGCUGCCCCCGCCGGCGCGCCGCCCCGUCCAGCCGGGGAGGUCGCGGCCGCGCAGCCAUGUCCCGCCGCCGGGCCGGACGCCCCGGGCCGCCCGCGCCGCUCCUGCCGCCGCUCCUGCUGCUUCUGGCCGCCGCCGCGCCGCCGAGCCGCGCAGAAAUGUAUUAUGCAACUGCAUACUGGAUGCCUGCUGAAAAGGCAGUACAAGUCAAAAACGUCCUGGACAGAAGUGGGGAUGCCUAUGGCUUUUAUAAUGACUCUGUGAAAACCACAGGCUGGGGCAUCCUGGAGAUCAGGGCGGGGUACGGGUCUCAGGAGCUGAGCAAUGACAUCAUCAUGUUUGUGGCCGGCUUUUUGGAGGGUUACCUCACUGCCCCACACAUGAAUGACCACUUCGUUAACCUCUACCCACAGCUGAUUACGAAAUCAUCCAUCAUGGAUAAAGUGCAGAAGUUUAUGGAGAAGCAAGACCAGUGGACCCGGAGUAACGUCAAAUACCACAAGGAUGACCCAUUUUGGAGACAUACAGGCUAUGUUAUGGCACAAAUGGAUGGGCUGUAUGUAGGAGCAAUGAAAAGGGCUACAGUAGAAAAGACAAAGCCCAUGACCCUGUUCCAGAUUCAGUUCCUGAAUGCCGUGGGAGAUCUGUUGGAUCUGAUUCCCUCACUUUCUCCUGCAAAAAACACCAGCCUGAAGUUUUUGAAGAAAUGGGAUAUGGGACAUUGCUCUGCUCUUAUCAAGGUUCUUCCUGGAUUUGAGAACAUCUUAUUUGCUCACUCAAGCUGGUACACAUACGCAGCCAUGCUCAGGAUUUAUAAACACUGGGACUUCAAUAUCAUUGAUAAAGACACCAGCAGUCAUCGCCUCUCUUUCAGCAGUUACCCAGGGUUUUUGGAGUCUCUGGAUGACUUUUACAUUCUUAGCAGCGGUUUGGUAUUGCUGCAGACCACAAACAGCGUGUAUAAUAAGACCCUCCUAGAGCUUGUGGUGCCCCAGUCUCUCUUGGCCUGGCAAAGAGUCCGUGUGGCCAGUAUGAUGGCAGAUAAUGGCAGGCAGUGGGCAGAGAUCUUCUCAAAAUACAACUCUGGCACCUAUAACAAUCAGUACAUGAUCCUGGACCUGAAGAGGGUGAAGCUGAACCAGAGCCUUGAAAAUGGCACUCUGUACGUUGUGGAGCAGAUUCCUACAUUUGUAGAAUAUUCUGAGCAAACUCACGUUCUGCGGAGAGGAUAUUGGCCCUCCUACAACAUUCCUUUCCAUGAAAAAAUCUACAACUGGAGUGGCUAUCCAAUGUUAGUUCAGAAGCUGGGUAUGGAAUACUCUUAUGAUCUGGCUUCCCGAGCCAAAAUCUUCCGGCGUGACCACGGGCAGGUGACUGAUAUGGCCUCCAUGAAAUACAUCAUGCGAUACAACAAUUACAAGAAGGACCCUUAUAGUAAGGGUGAUCCCUGCAAUACCAUCUGCUGUCGUGAGGACCUGAACCCACUCAGCCCAAGUCCUGGAGGUUGCUACGACACAAAGGUGGCAGAUAUAUUCCUAGCAUCCGAGCACACAGCCCAUGCCAUUAGUGGUCCCACAGUGCAAGGUGGCCUGCCUGUUUUUCACUGGAAACGUUUCAACAAAACUCUCCAUGAGGGAAUGCCAGAAGCCUACAACUUUGAUUUUAUUACUAUGAAACCAACUUUGAAACCCGACAUAAAAUGAAGAAAGGAAAUGAGGCAAUAAAAGGCUAAAAAUAUACCAAAGGCACUGUUUUAGCUGUUUUUCCAUUCAGAAUUAGUCUUAAUAAAAUAUAUUAAAUUUGUUA
Molecule: messenger RNA, 1889 nt
Organism: Manis pentadactyla (Chinese pangolin)
Lineage: Eukaryota; Metazoa; Chordata; Mammalia; Pholidota; Manidae
Gene: PLBD1
Product: phospholipase B domain containing 1
Exons: 11
Coding region: 143-1786 (547 amino acids)
Biological process (GO): phospholipid catabolic process
Cellular component (GO): extracellular region
Molecular function (GO): glycerophospholipase activity
Source: RefSeq, a predicted model, not a curated record